Molecule: messenger RNA, 721 nt
Organism: Lactuca saligna
Lineage: Eukaryota; Viridiplantae; Streptophyta; Magnoliopsida; Asterales; Asteraceae
Source: the annotation of a GenBank genome assembly
CUCUCUCUCUCUCUCUCUCUCUCUCUCUCUCUCUCUCUCUCUCUCUCUCUCUCUCUCUCUCUCAAAUACAUGGUUUCUUUUCAUGCAUCUCUCUUGCCUAUAUCAACAAUGAUUCAAGACUGUGAGGAUUCUUCCAGAAAGAGGAAACGCGAGGGGUUGUUACAACCAGAAGAUUUCUUGGAUGACCUCCCUGAGUCAAAAAUUAAAUACUCAAAAAGAUCGGUACUUGACACUGAGCUUCAUCUUGAGACUCCCAUGCCCUUGGAGUGGCAACGAUGCCUCGAUAUCAAGUCUGGCCAAAUAUACUAUUAUAACACAAGAACUCAUAAAAAGACUUCAAAGGAUCCGAGACGCAGUCCAGAACCACCCAAUAACAUGAGUCUUGAUCUUGAGCUCAACCUACCCUGUGGAUCAUCCGAUACAACAAGGAAACAUCAUGUUGCAGACAACUUCUCAAAGUUCAAGUCUCUAAGCACAACCUCCAGCAAAAACGGCAACGCUGGUGGUGGAGCAUCCUCGUGGUUGGCGUUGGAAGGCGGAGAUCAACAACAAGAGAUGGUAACAGCAGUGUGUAAAAAGUGUCAUAUGUUGGUGAUGAUGUUCAAGACUUCACCUUCAUGCCCUAAUUGUAAAUUCAUGCAUCCACCCAGUCAAACCCCUCCUAGUCUCUUUACCAGAGAAUUAAGCCUCUUGUGUUAACUAAUCAAGAUUUAACUAUUAA